CGACGCCUCUCGCCUCUCUCGGCAGCUGUGUAGUAGUAUUCCGCCUGCCGCGCAUUUUGUGUCAAGGUGCCACCGGGAGAGGGGCGACAGGCUGCUGCGCGUCAAAGGAUACCAGUCACCAUCCUCACGGUUCAAACGACACCCCGCCGCGGGCAAUGCCGUUAGGAGACUAAAGUGGGAGUACAUGAACAAAACACAACAAUGACGGUAGACUUUGAAGAAUGUAUAAAGGAUUCACCCAGAUUCAGGGCUGGAAUCGACGAUGUGGAGACAGAUGUGGUGGAAAUUGAGGCAAAGCUUGACAAGUUGGUGAAGCUGUGCAGUGGGAUGAUAGAGGCUGGCAGGACCUACGUCAGCGCCAACAGGCUCUUUGUAAAUGGCAUCAAAGACUUGUCCCAUCAGUGCAAGAAAGAGGAGAUGAUAUCGGAAUGCCUUGAAAAGUGUGGCGAGAGCCUUCAGGAGAUUGUCAACUACCAAACGAUUUUGUUUGACCAGGCUCAGAGGUCGAUCAAACAGCAGCUUCACACGUUCAUUAAAGAGGAUGUACGUAAGUUCAAGGACACCAAGAAGCAGUUCGACCGAGUGCGUGAGGACAUGGAGCUGGCUCAGGUGAAGAACGCACAAGCACCCAGGAACAAGGUGCACGAGGCAGAGGAGGCUGCGCAGGCCCUCAUCCUGAGCCGCAAAGCCUUCAGGCAUCUGGCCUUGGACUACGUGCUGCAGAUUAACGUCCUGCAGGCCAAGAAGAAGUUUGAAAUCCUCGAUGCGAUGCUCUCCUUCAUGCGAGCCCAGUAUACUUUAUUUCAGCAAGGCUUUCACAUCUUAGAUGAGAUUGACCCUUAUAUGAAAAAACUGGCUGAACAGCUGGACCAGCUGGUCAUUGACUCUGCCAUGGAGAAGAGGGAGAUGGAGCACAAACAUGCUCUCAUCCAGCAAAGAACUCUGAUGCAGGACUUUUCUUAUGAUGACCCCAAGCUGGAGUUCAAUGUGGAUGCUCCUAACGGUGUUGUCAUGGAGGGUUAUCUGUUCAAGAGAGCCAGCAAUGCUUUCAAGACCUGGAACAGGCGGUGGUUUUCAAUCCAAAACAGCCAGCUGGUUUACCAAAAAAAGCUCAAGGACUCUUUGACAGUUGUUGUUGAAGAUCUGAGGCUGUGCUCAGUCAAACUGUGUGAGGAUAAUGAGAGGAGAUUCUGCUUUGAAGUGGUUUCACCCACUAAGAGCUGCAUGCUGCAGGCCGAGUCUGAGAAACUUCGACAGGCUUGGAUCCAGGCGGUCCAGGCAAGCAUCGCUUCUGCUUAUAAAGACAUCAGUGACAACUAUUACAUUGAGCGUUUGGAUCGGACAGCGUCUCCCUCCACCAGCAGCAUCGACUCUGCCAGCGAGCCCAGGGAGAGGGGGGAGAGGGCUGACAAGGUGUUUCGGGGAGGGGGUGAGAGUCUCCUCCAGAGGGUCCAGAGCCUUCCAGGCAACGAGCUGUGCAGCGACUGCAGCCAAGCCGCUCCCUGCUGGGCCUCCAUCAACCUGGGAGUGCUGCUGUGCAUCGAGUGCUCCGGGAUCCACAGGAGUUUAGGCGUCCAUUUCUCUAAAGUGCGCUCACUGACGUUAGACUCAUGGGAGCCUGAGUUACUGAAGCUGAUGUGUGAGUUGGGAAACACUGUGAUCAACAACAUUUAUGAGGGAGCCUGUGAGGAACUAGGAGCUAAAAAACCUGGACCCUCCAGUUCAAGGCAGGAAAAAGAGGCCUGGAUUAAGUCCAAAUACGUCGAGAAACGCUUCUUGAAAAAAAUGAGUGGGGCUGAGGCCAUGGUAGAGGGUGAGAGGAAGUCCCGCCCAUGGACAGUGAAGAAAUGCCAGCGACACAGCAGUUCUGUUCGGGCCCCCAACAAGACCCGCAGGAAAUACCACCGCUACGAACCAGGCAGCGCCUCACCUGCAAACCUCUCCGCAGCAGCUGCAGCAAAGUUUCGGCGAGACUCCCUGUUCUGUCCAGAUGAGCUGGACUCACUGUUUUCUUACUUUGACACUGGAUCUGGUCCUCGCAGUCUGAGCAGCGACAGUGGCUUGGGAGGAAGUACCGAUGGCAGCACGGACAUCCUGGUGUUUGGCUCGGUGGUGGACAGCGUAACGGAGGAAGAUGAAGAGUCAGAGGAAUCCUCUAGCGGUGAGGUUGAGAUCGAACAGGAAGUGUCUUCGGACCCCGAGGACCCCAGAGAGUUACACCCAGGGGCGCUGCUCUACCGAUCCUCCCGCCUUCAUAAUUUGCCUCUCAUGGCAGAGGCGUUAGCCCACGGCGCUGACGUGCACUCCACCAAUGAAGAAGAAGAGGGAAAAACGCCACUUAUUCAGGCUGUGAUUGGGGGCUCUUUGAUAGCUUGUGAGUUCCUGCUGCAGAACGGUGCCGACGUGAACCAGAGGGACAUGAGAGGCAGAGGCCCGCUGCACCAUGCCACCUAUCUGGGGCACACUGGUCAGGUGUGCUUGUUCCUAAAGAGGGGAGCGUCACAGACAGAGGUGGAUGAACAGGGUCACGAUCCUCUCAGCAUUGCAGUCCAGGCUGCCAACGCCGACAUCGUUACCCUGUUGCGUCUGGCACGGAUGAACGAGGAGAUGCGUGAGGCGGAGGGACCGUUGGGCCAGCCAGGUCAAUACCCCAGCAGCAGUCCCACUGAGCAGCAAUACAGGAAGUGCAUUCAGGAGUUUAUCUGCCUCAACAUAGACGAAAGCUAGUGGUCGCCUCUGCAGCUGGGAGAAUGGCUCGUCCUCUGUUUAUAAACCUGAUUCCCCCUUACUGGGCAGCUGCUGAAGUUGCCCCUAGACGCUGAUCUUGAGUGUCGCCUCUAGAUCUCGGCUUACAGGCAACUUCUGAGCAAACGGGGCGUCUUGGUGGAGGAGCGGGGUGUGAAAGUAAGGGCCGGUUUGUCAAAGACCCCUGAUGGAGCUUUUUAACCCUACUGACUGUACAGUCGCCGCCUCCAUUUACCCGCAUCAUCACCGCAUCUUCUGCUUGUUCUUACCACCUGUACUCUUGCUAGCUCCACGACACACACAGUAAAAUCACACCUGCUCUUUCUGGUGUUCUGCUAACAGGGUUACCUAAUAACUCAACACGAUGUGGUGUAACCUCCAGCAUGAGCACUUUUUCUUUUAGGGUUAACGGCUCUUACCUCUGCAGAUUCUUGCUGCAUUAACUCUCUACUCUUCAUAUCUAUUCAGUCCAUCUGUGUGACAUCCAACAUACCCGUCUCUUCUGGACCACAGAUGUAAAUAUACGUAUUUAGAGGACUAGAAAAAAAAACUGUGUACUGUGGCAUGAGGUGAACAAAUGGUAUCUGUUCCAUUAUUAAAAGAAAAAAAGAGUACAUGCCAAGCUACAUUGGAGGUGGCAGGGUAGGUUUACUGUGACAAAAGUUAAAAAAAAAUAGUGAAGAGCUUGAGGGAGGAGUCCCUCGCCUGCUGUGUAAGAUGUGAUGGGAUGAACGAGUGAGUGGGAGAGCAAAUGAGCAUCCAAGAGGUAAAUAAUAGGGUUAGUUACAAGCAACGUGAAAAAAUGGGGGGGGGGGGGGGGG
Messenger RNA from Nothobranchius furzeri (turquoise killifish), 3566 nucleotides. Its product is annotated as arf-GAP with coiled-coil, ANK repeat and PH domain-containing protein 3. Gene Ontology annotation, molecular function: GTPase activator activity; protein binding. The record is from RefSeq and is a predicted model, not a curated record. Lineage: Eukaryota; Metazoa; Chordata; Actinopteri; Cyprinodontiformes; Nothobranchiidae. Gene Ontology annotation, cellular component: cytoplasm.